Molecule: messenger RNA, 2748 nt
Organism: Verticillium alfalfae VaMs.102
Lineage: Eukaryota; Fungi; Ascomycota; Sordariomycetes; Glomerellales; Plectosphaerellaceae
Exons: 3
Coding region: 1-2748 (915 amino acids)
Source: RefSeq, a predicted model, not a curated record
AUGGCCGAUAAUCUCGAGAUCCUCGAAGCCUUGGUUUCGGACCUGCCUUCAGGGCGUUACCUAGAGUUCUUGGAUGACGUGCAGAACCAUGCUGGGAACACACUCAUGGGCCUAAAAACUGCCAAAACACCUGCCACGAACGCCGUCAGCCCCCCCUCUUCGAGUAGCUACGUCCCACCGGCAAAGACACAAACGUGGGCCAAGCCUAGCGGCUGGACAUCGAGGUACGGAGUAUCAAGGAAGACCCCGUAUGUAGGAGGCGGCCGGUCUUGGAUAGAUCCCGACUUCCCUCGACUGAACCAUGAUACGUUCGAGCCGGUCAACCCUCCGGACCUUGGCGACACGAUUCCGGAGCCGCAUCCCGAGGACCUUGAUCGCUUGUUGCAGGCCGAAGAGAUGCAACGCUUGGCGCUCGGCGGUAUGCGCACAUGGGAGGCCGCUCUCAUGGUGCAGGAAGAGGAGAACAUGCCGAAAGAGACCGAGCCCCUUGCAUCCAGCGGGACGCUGGCGGACAGCGACAUGAUCGACGAGUCGAAGUGGUUUAGAGUCUUAGGAAAGGAUCGAUGGGUCUGCGACUUUGAAGAAUUUGUCGACGGAGACGGAGAAAACAGGAAGUGGUCUGUCGAUGAUGCGAUUCUCUGGGCAGAGCUUCGACAAGUCCUAGACAUUGCAAACCGCAUUCUCAAACAGGCUUCUUACACCAGGUGGAUGUCUACGUUCCUCGAUAUGAGGACGAUCCGCGCCACCAAAAACGUACAGUUGCCCAAAGGCCGCAAAAGUAACGAAAGGGGCACAAUAUGGAGGGCCACAGAAAGAGGAAUCGAUGGCCGCUUUGACGUGAGCGAUUACAUAGAAGCCAUUGACCACUUCUGCGAGGAUGUCAGUUUCACCUUUAACUCUGUCAACCGCAAUUCAGAGGCGCCCAACGGCUGUCCUUAUGGAGUGACUGGUCCGCUCGAGAUCGAUGGCCGACAAUCGAUCCUGAUCCAGGUCGAUACUAUGGGUGCUCUGGCCCUGAUCAAACCCGGAGUCAGCGAGACAUCAAAACGCCAAGCUAGAGCGCUCCUAGCGAUCACAGUGUGUUCUGUUUCCCCCCAAGCUCACGGCGUCAGAUUUGGCCAGACCAAUUUCAAUCAGUUGACGGAAAUGCUUCCCGAACCUCACCCUGAUCGCGAGACGGCAAGUCACCGGCAACAACACUUAUGGCUGCGCUUUGCUAAUAGUUUGCAGUUCAUGUUUAACGAGCUGCUGUCUGAAAUGGGCGAAUCGUUCGAAAACGCCAUCUUCGGCGGUGUCGCCAAUCUAAGUGCACAUCCUCUUGACAUAUACCGCUUCAGUGGCUCAUCCAACGGCGCCGCAUUUCUGGCAUCGAAUAUAAAAUGGCCUAUCCUUAAGCCGAGCACAUGGGCGUCGCACUCAAUUCGCAUCGAUUUGGAGUAUCCGUAUACCUAUGAGAGUUCGCCGGUGCCAGCUCUGUACACAUGCGCCACGACGACGAAAGAAUUCUGGGAGUCUACUGUUGCGAAGUAUGGCAGCGACGCGCUCCGGAUGCCCCGAGUAUUUGAUACCCGUGUUACGACCGGCUUCGAUGUCUCGUGCGUACCCGCAGCCUGGAACCAUGACUUAAAGACCAAUGCUUCACUCGAGCGGCCGCUGAAGCAAAUGGCUCGUCGGAUACACUAUCGAAGGAAGCAAUACGAAGAGUGGCGGCCGUGGUAUAAGGAGGCUUACGAAGAAUGGCGAAAUUCUCCCUACGGCAACGUGUGGAAUAGGUUCGACCUAGAAAAGGUUCUCGACAAGCAUCUCGUGGGUCGCACAUUCGCAGACGAGCGGGACAUUGCGGAUAUCAUUUCGACUUGGUCGAACCCUCUCGUCUGGCCAAACGCCGGCCCAGAGGAGCUCCCAUGGCUCUUGAAUAGUCACGACAUGAUCGACAAGAGCAACUGGUUCUACCGUGCCAUGUGCAUGCUGAUUACAGCGGUGCUCCCCAUCCGUUUUGAGCCGCUUCACGUGAACCCGCGAAAAGGCCACAUGCCGGAGCUGGUGAAAAACCCCUGGACUGUUCGACCCUCGGUGCUGGAGGGCCAGCCGGAAGAGCAGCGCGCCUUUCUUAACAGCAUUGCCGAUUCGGCGUACCGCGAAUCGGAUCCGAUUGAGAACACAGCAGACUUCGUGCUCAACUUUCCAGGUCACAAACUCGACGGGGAGCAAGGCAAGGAGCCCUACAGCAUCAAGGACCCCCGAUCGCCCCGAGCUCUCCGAAGACACUUUCUCCAUGAAGCGGCUGGCUAUUUCAAGAUAUAUGAGAAUCUCUGUGCGGCGCCGCUGGGUCUCAAAGAAGCCUUUGAGGCAGCCCUCAAGGACGUCGCGGCGCAGGUCGGAAACCUCGCUGACCCCGAUGUCAACAGAGAGGGCACGUGGCUCAACCUUAACUUUGCCAUGCCUGGAUACACUCGCGCGUCGCAAAAAACGUGCCUGUACAACACCAUCGAGCAGUACCGCCCCAUCUGGGGCCGUGACGCGGAUCCAGACCCGGUUGACACGAGCCUGCCCACCUGGGCGCAGAUGGUCGACGUGAUCGCGCCCCUUGAGGACAAGCACCGCGUUAUGUAUCAGUGGAUGCCGGCGGACAUCGUGGAGCAGAACAGUGGAAACGGUAGAGAAGUAUGCAUCAUUGAACGCCGCACCGUCUAUCUAGUCUGCUUCUGGGACGCCGUCAAGCCGCCAGAGAGAAACCCCGCUGCAUGA